Messenger RNA from Polyodon spathula (Mississippi paddlefish), 1549 nucleotides. RefSeq names its product acidic leucine-rich nuclear phosphoprotein 32 family member B-like. NCBI's taxonomy places the organism in Eukaryota, Metazoa, Chordata, Actinopteri, Acipenseriformes, Polyodontidae. The transcript has 7 exons. Gene Ontology annotation, biological process: regulation of apoptotic process. Gene Ontology annotation, molecular function: histone binding. The record is from RefSeq and is a predicted model, not a curated record. Bases 200 to 967 code for a protein of 255 amino acids. Gene Ontology annotation, cellular component: nucleus.
CUCGCAAGAACGCUUUGUGGUCGUUGGCGCCUGUUAGCUGAAGUUCCUUCUAAAAAGAAACUAGGCAGGUUUGUUUCGGGUGCUUUUAACUGGCGAUUUUUUAUUUAUUUAUUUAUUUAUUUAAAAGAAAAAAGAAAUACUUCUCUUUUUCCCCCACCCAUUUCGUGGCACUGCAAAGCCGUAAGAAAGCUUUAAGAAAAUGGAAAUGAAAAAGAGAAUCAAUUUGGAGCUGAGAAACAGGAAGCCCUCAGAAGUAAGGGAGCUGGUGUUGGAUAACUGUCGCUCGGACGAUGGGAAGAUCACCGGCCUCACUGCUGACUUUGAAAACCUGGAGUUCCUCAGCAUGAUCAACGUGAACCUGCUGUCUGUAUCCAAUCUGCCCAAACUGAACAAGCUGAGAAAGCUGGAGCUGAGUGAUAACAGGAUAUCCGGGGGCCUGGAGGCUCUGGCUGAGAAGUGUCCCAGCCUGACGCAUCUCAACCUGAGUGGCAAUAAAAUCAAGGACCUCAGCACCCUCGACCCGCUGAAGAAGCUGCCCAACCUGAACAGCGUGGACCUGUUUAACUGCGAGGUGACGAUGCUGAUGGAUUACCGGGAAAGCGUGCUGGAGCUGCUCCCUCAGCUCACCUACCUGGACGGCUUCGACGCCGACGACCAGGAGGCUCCGGACUCCGACCCAGAGGGGCUGGACGAUGACCUGGAUGACGAAGAUGAGGAUGAGGAUGGAGAGGAGGAUGAGGAUGACGAGGAGGAAGAGGAUUGCGAUGAUGAUGGGGUUGUGGACGAGGGGCUAGAUGAGGAGGAGGAUGAUGACGAGGGGGCUGAGGAAGAGGAGGACGAUGAUGACGAAGAUGAGGAUGAUGACGACAGCGAGGAUGAGGAAGUGGAUGAUGCUGCUCCAGGACAGAAGAGGAAGAGGGAUGUAGAAGAUGAUGGAGAGGAGGAGGAGGAUGAUGAAGAAAGCUGAAGAGUUGUACAGGCACUGACCUCCUGGACUGUUUUAACCAACUAUGCACAAGGCUGACUAACUGGGAGUGGGGGAGGCGAGGGUGACUGAUUCUCGGUCAGCGUAUCUGGGGUGGGAUAGGGAGGGCUGACCAGGGACAGGCUAAUUUUUUAUUGUAAUACCCAGAUUCAGCAUCCAUCUUUUGAAACCCUGGUCACAUGAAAUUAAUAUAAUAGAGGGAGGGGGGGGGGUGAUAGUGCGCUUUUAGCAGGCAUCUCUGAAAAAUGAAUCAAUCAGUUCAAGCUGAACCAGGUUUUAGUCAAUCUGUGCAUGUGUUUUUUUUUUUUUUUUUUUUUGUUCUAUUAAAGUUGCAUAUGUUGUGCAUUGAAUAAAAGGCUGCUUUUUUUUUUUUAAUUUGUUUUAAACUGGUUAUUUUGUAAAUGUAUGUACAUACUUUUGAAUGCAAUUUGUUUUUUGUGGCAGUGUGAGUUCAGUGCUGUAAUUUUGUGUGUGCCCCCCUUUUUCUUGUAAAGAGGAAUACAUUGUUUUUAACUGACUUGUUAAGGUUUGUAAAAAAUAAUAAAAAUAAAUGGCUGCACCUUU